This is a messenger RNA of Paramecium pentaurelia, 375 nucleotides long. The record is from the annotation of a GenBank genome assembly. NCBI's taxonomy places the organism in Eukaryota, Ciliophora, Oligohymenophorea, Peniculida, Parameciidae.
AUGAUGCAAUCGAUUAUGCAAUUGAAUCAAAAAAGGAAACUACAUUUAAGGUUAGGCUUAAUAAAUUAACUAAUAUCUUAAAAUGCUAUAAUAUAAUUAGCCCUUUAGAACUAGAAAUUGAAGUAAAAAUUGCAGAAAUUUAACUUGCAAAGUAGUAGUAAUAAGAAACCUAUUAAUAAAAUAAUUAGUAGUUCAAUUAAUUUUUAGGUAAGUUAAACAAAAUAGAAAAUCAAUAGGAUGAAUAAAAUGAAUAUUGGAUAAAUGGGACUAAUGAUACAUUAAUUAUUUUAAAGUAUUUAGAUGAUUAAUCAUCAUCAAUAAUAGAAAAUUCUGAUAAAAAACUUAGAGAGGUAUUCGUUUAAGUUAUUGAAAUGA